AUGUCACACAGCAAAUCCCCCAUCUCUCUCAACAUCAUCAUAGUCGGCGCGGGACUCGGUGGCCUCUCUGCCGCCAUCACGCUCUGCCUCGCCGGCCACCAUGUAACAGUCCUUGAGCGCGCAACGACCAUCGGCGAGAUUGGCGCCGGAAUCCAAAUCCUCCCCAAUGCCUCGCGCCUCCUUAUUUCCUGGGGCCUCGCGCCCUCCCUCAUGCAACAUGCUACCCUGCCAAAACAGGUGAACAUGAUCAGCUGGAAAGGGGAGCACAUAGCAUCAAUGGACUUCCACGAGGCUGCGAAGCGGUACGGUUCGCCCUUUUGGGAUUUCCAUAGGGCCGGGCUGCAUAAGUGUCUUUUGGAACGCGCGGUGGAGCUGGGCGCGAGGGUGGUGUGUCAGGCACGGGUUAUGGAUGUUGAGAUUGGGGGGGAUAAAAGCACGGUGGUGCUAGAGGACGGAAGCAAGAUAUAUGCUGAUCUGGUGGUGGGGGCCGAUGGUGUUGCCAGUAGGAUGAGAGAGGUAUUGAUGGGUGGGGUUGAUCCCCCGAUGAGGACGGGAGAUCUGGCAUAUAGAGUACUAUUGAGUACGGAGGAGAUGAAGAAAGAUCCGGAAUUGAAGGGGUUUGUAGAAGAUCCGCAGGUUAAUUAUUGGUUGGGCCCGGAUUGUCAUGCUGUUAAUUAUGUACUCAAGGGCGGUAAGCAAUUUAACAUGGUACUCCUAGUACCUGACGACAUUCCCGACGGUGGUGCCACAACGGUUGAGGGCAAUGUCGAAGAAAUGCGGGCUCUAUAUAAAGACUGGGACCCCCGAAUCCCCAAACUUCUGUCACUCUGCACACAAGUGCAUAAAUGGAAGUUGCUGAUUCGGCACCCCCCAGAGCACUGGUAUCACCCCAGCGGGACCUUCGUCCUUCUCGGUGAUUCCGCGCAUGCAACACUCCCAUACUUAGCCUCAGGCGCUGGCAUGGCGCUCGAAGAUGCGGCAGUGCUUGGAGAGUGUCUAGGCCGCAUCAGAUCCCGUGAGGAUGUAUUGACGGCGCUGGCCGUGUAUGAAGUGUGUAGGAAGGAGCGCACAGCCAGAGUGGUCGAGAGGGGAAACGUUCAGCAGGAAUUAUAUCAUCUGCAUGAUGGCGAGGAACAGCGGGAGAGGGAUCGAAAGAUGAGGAUGUUCCCGACGGAGGCCGGUGAGGCGCUGGCGUGGAGAGAUCCAGAGAUGGGCCCGUGGUUGCUGGGAUGGCAGUGUGAGAGAGAGGUGGAUAGGUGCUGGCCAAAGGCGGAAAUGCCGCAUGAGAGUGCUGCGGUGAGUUAA
Molecule: messenger RNA, 1305 nt
Organism: Morchella importuna
Lineage: Eukaryota; Fungi; Ascomycota; Pezizomycetes; Pezizales; Morchellaceae
Exons: 6
Coding region: 1-1305 (434 amino acids)
Biological process (GO): secondary metabolite biosynthetic process
Molecular function (GO): monooxygenase activity; FAD binding
Source: RefSeq, a predicted model, not a curated record